This is a messenger RNA of Emericellopsis atlantica, 2223 nucleotides long. RefSeq names its product EAP30/Vps36 family-domain-containing protein. Gene Ontology annotation, biological process: protein transport to vacuole involved in ubiquitin-dependent protein catabolic process via the multivesicular body sorting pathway. Bases 243 to 2192 code for a protein of 649 amino acids. NCBI's taxonomy places the organism in Eukaryota, Fungi, Ascomycota, Sordariomycetes, Hypocreales, Bionectriaceae. Gene Ontology annotation, cellular component: ESCRT II complex; late endosome membrane. The record is from RefSeq and is a predicted model, not a curated record. The transcript has 2 exons. Gene Ontology annotation, molecular function: phosphatidylinositol-3-phosphate binding; ubiquitin binding.
CAUGUAGGCGAAGGUCACUCGAGCCACAGCGUCAACAAUGUAUACCUUAUGAUGAUGAAUACUUUUGUUGCGUCCACCGCGCUCGCAUGAUCCAUAUUCGCGAUAGAAUACUCUGCUUUGGGGUCGUUUCUGACGUUUUACGAGUUGACGCACGGGCGUUAUCCUCCGUCCCCCACACCUCACUACGUACGCCGCUCACCUUGAGUCCCUCACAUUGAGAUUCAACAUCUUCGGCAUGACGAAUGUUUCUCCAACAUAUAGACUUGACGACGGCCUUGCGGCCUUCGUAUCUGCCUGAUGAGGUACUUUUAUUUGUUCAGGAUAAUGUGGGUCUUUAUGAAGGGAAGUUCAAGCUGCCCGAUCAACAGAACGGCCAAGUAUACUUGACGUCGCAUCGGAUAUGUUAUGUCGAUAAAGAUGAGCCACGCAAGCGUUCGCUUGCGUUGGAGCUGAAGGAUGUGGAGCGCCAUGAGUUUUACGCCGGCUUCUGGAAGUCCUCGCCCAAGGUCACCAUUGUCCCCAAACCACCGAAAAGGGCAUCUCUCCGGCAGACUGUCUCCAGUGUCAGUGCGCCCCGGCGCAACCAAGGCCCGAACUCUCCUCGACCAGAGGGUUCACCGCGCCCGAAGCCAGAGACACCCGUCGCGAGUUCGGCAACAUGGGUGUGUACCAUCUGCAGUUUCUCGAACCCGGUGCCAUCCAACUUUGACCCUUCAGCGGCGAACGUACACACCCCUUUGCCGCCGUGCCUCGCCUGUGGCAUCAAGCCCUCACUGAGUCAUGUUCUGAAAGCUGCAAUCGCCAGCGCGAACAGUCGGCCUUCGCCGGCGCCAGCAGCUUCAAGCCCGGUAUUGCCAGUACGAUCCAAGCUCCUGGACUCGAAAUCGCCCAGAGAAGCAUUUAGCGAAGCUUCAUCACCGGACAGAACAGGAAGUCCGCAGUCAGCUACUGCGCCAGGGGAAGCGGCAUCAACGUUUGAGUGUCCCAGAUGCACCUUUUCGAACCACCCCUCAUUACUAUCUUGCGAAAUGUGCGGCGCCUCAUUGAUCUACCGACAGGGUGCCGAGCCUGAACCUGUGGCGCCAUCGGCAGAUGUUGCCCGCCCGCAGUCACCUGGUCCAGCGAUGGACAGCCCGAAGGCCUCCGGGCCUGGUGGUAUUGAUGUCCAGGACAGCGUCAAGAUCUCAUUCCGAGGAGGCGGCGCCCAAAUCUUCUACGAGAGGCUCAAGGGAUCCAUGACACAGCGCAAGUGGCUGCUGCAGAAUGCCCCCCCGCCGCCAAAAAGCGGUCACUUGAUGGACGAUGGCCAGUCCAGCUCUGGGCAGAGCUCGCCAAAGCAUAAAACCGUCGGCAUUGCGGGGUUGGAGCAGCGAGGCAUGAACAUGCGAAAGAACAACGAGUUCAUCAUUGGUAAUGCCUUUGAGGACCUAGAGGCGCUGAUGGCAUCUGCAAAAGACGUCGUGGCCCUCGCUGAGAGAUUGGCGCGUCAGAACAGCGCAGGUGGUGAAGGUAUCUCAGUCGAGGAGAAUGCCAUACUCGCUGAAUCGGCCAGUCAGUUGGGGCUGGUCACGACGAAGGACAUUGUUGGCGGCGGCAGCUCGCAAUCCUUGUACUUGUCAGAACUUGCGAGAAAUCUUGCGGAAUUUCUGACAGACGACUCUCGUGGCGUGCUGAAGAAAGAGGGCGGCAUCAUUACCCUUGUCGAUCUAUGGGCCAUGUUCAAUCGCGCCCGGGGAGGCGUUGAACUGGUCAGUCCGAUGGAUUUCGAGAAAGCCGUUCGACUGUGGGAAAGUCUAAAAUUGCCAGUCCGUCUCAGAACGUUCCGGAGUGGUGUCAUGGUCGUGCAGGGACGCGAUCGGACAGAUGAAACCACCAUCAAGGCACUCCUGUCAUGGCUGCAGGAUCUUCACGAGUUCCCGCCUGAAAGAGAGGUGCCAUGGGACUGGCGAACAUUUGGACAGGGCGUCACCGCCCAGGAAGCCGCCACUCGCUUUGGAUGGAGCCUGGGUGUCGCCGAGGAGGAGUUACUCAUGGCCGAAGAACACGGGGCUGUGUGUCGUGAGGAAGGGCUCGAGGGCCUGAAGUUUUGGAUCAACUAUAUUGACACUGGUGACAUCAAACCGAUGAAGACGAAGGCACAAGAAGACGCGGACGCAGUGGUCAGGAAUCUGAAAGAAAGCGGACUUGUGUAGCUUACUACAAUGAAUACAUGAACAACGACAU